AUGAUGAAUGACGCUGUGCUUAAUUCCGAAAACAGCUUCAGCUUUCCAGGACCGCCUGCAAACAACGAGGGACAAGAUACCAGACUGUUUUCCUCAGGGGAUGAAGACAACAGUUUGUAUUUUACCUACAGUGGGGGUUGCAAUGAACUGGAGGUCAGAAAUCUUCACUAUCAGGUGGACACAGCAGCACAAAUCCCCUGGUAUGAGAGACUGUCGGAGCUUAAGAUGCCCUGGGAGAUGCGGGGCAAUAAACAGACUGCUAUCAAAGACCUGAACCUGAGAGUACACAGCGGCCAGAUGCUGGCUGUUAUUGGCAGCUCGGGUUGUGGAAAGACCUCCCUGUUGGACAUUAUAACGUGCCGAGAUGGAGGAGGCACCAAAACAUCUGGAGAGAUACUCAUCAAUGGUAAGCCUUGCACAUCCUCGCUAGUGAAGAAAAGCAUUGCUCAUGUCCGGCAGGAUGACCGCUUGCUACCUCAUCUGACGGUACGGGAGACGCUCACCUUCGUGGCCAAGCUACGCCUACCGACGCAAUUUACACAGGCACAGAGAGAUCAAAGGGUGGAUGACGUCAUUGCCGAGCUGCGUCUGAGGCAGUGCGCUAACACACGAGUAGGAAACAACUAUGUGCGAGGUGUAUCUGGUGGAGAGAGGAGGAGAGUCAGCAUUGCUGUUCAGCUACUAUGGAACCCAGGUAUUCUUAUCCUGGAUGAGCCUACUUCAGGUCUAGACAGCUUUACUGCUCACAACCUGGUUAUCAUGCUGUCUCGUCUGGCCCAAGGGAACCGUCUAGUCCUGCUCUCGGUACACCAACCACGCUCGGACAUCUUCCAGAUAUUUGACUUGGUGGUGUUGCUCUCCUCUGGCUCAGCCGUGUACUGCGGCCCUGCCAAGGAAAUGGUGCCCUACUUCACAUCUCUCGGUCUUCCAUGUCCACGCUACUGCAAUCCCUCUGACUUCUAUGUGGACUUGAUCAGCAUUGACCGCCGCAGCUCAGAAAAAGAAGCUGAGUGUUUAGAGAGAACAAGGGCCCUGGCAGCCCAGUUUGCUGAGAAGGUGAAGAACACUGAUGAUUUCAUGUGGAAGUCCGAGGAGCACAAUGUUCCAGUGCUAGAUAAUAAUAAUAUCCAAAGUGACAUCCCUUCUACACCAAAAGACGAAACAAAAAUCACAGUGUCACAAAGGAAAGACCAUCCACCAGGCCCGCUGCGCCAAUUCUCCAUUCUGAUUAGACGUCAAGUACAUAAUGAUUUCCGUAACCUGGUUACAUUGGUGGUGCAUGGUCUAGAGGCCCUUCUAAUGUCACUGCUCGUGGGCUUCCUGUACUUUGGGGCGGGUGAGGAGAAGCUGCCACUGCAGGACACUGUGGCUCUGCUCUACAUGAUCGGAGCUCUCACACCAUUUGCUGUGGUACUAGAUGUCAUAGCCAAGUGUCAUUCAGAGAGAGCCAUGCUGUAUCAUGAACUGGAAGAUGGAAUGUACUCAGUGACCCCUUAUUUUUUUGCCAAGGUCCUGGGCGAGUUACCAGAGCACUGUGUUUUCACGCUGUUAUACAGCCUGCCUAUCUAUUGGCUAGCUGGCCUGAAUAACUCACCCUACCGCUUCCUGCUAAACUUCAUGCUGACAUGGCUGAUGGUGUACUGCAGCCGCUCCAUGGCUUUGUUCACGGCGGCUGUGCUACCCACCCUCCAGACCUCUUCCUUCAUGGGAAACUCUCUUUUCACUGUUUUCUAUCUGACUGGUGGCUUUGUCAUCAGCAUGGAAAACAUGUGGCUAGUCGCUUCCUGGUUUUCCUAUAUUUCCUUCAUGCGCUGGGGUUUUGAUGGGAUGCUGCAGGUUCAGUUCCGUGGUCUCAAAUAUUCAGUCAGCCUAGGAAACCUGACCUUCAAUGUAGACGGCGUUAAAGUGAUAGAGGUGAUGCAUAUGAACCAGCUCCCACUAUACUCCUGUUACUUAGUGCUGAUCGCUGUAGUGUUGGUCUUUCUGUUGCUCUACUAUCUGUCACUCAAGUUCAUUAAGCAGAAGUCCAGUCAGGACUGGUGA
Molecule: messenger RNA, 2043 nt
Organism: Neoarius graeffei (lesser salmon catfish)
Lineage: Eukaryota; Metazoa; Chordata; Actinopteri; Siluriformes; Ariidae
Gene: abcg8
Product: ATP-binding cassette, sub-family G (WHITE), member 8
Exons: 13
Coding region: 1-2043 (680 amino acids)
Biological process (GO): cholesterol homeostasis
Cellular component (GO): plasma membrane
Molecular function (GO): ABC-type transporter activity; ATP hydrolysis activity; ATP binding
Source: RefSeq, a predicted model, not a curated record